This is a messenger RNA of Dreissena polymorpha, 3007 nucleotides long. RefSeq lists its product as uncharacterized. The record is from RefSeq and is a predicted model, not a curated record. The transcript has 26 exons. Bases 128 to 2809 code for a protein of 893 amino acids. Lineage: Eukaryota; Metazoa; Mollusca; Bivalvia; Myida; Dreissenidae.
GUCAUGAUCGGUGAGGACAUACAAGUGUUGCCAAUGAAAACAAAAAACACUCAAGCGUUAAAAGGUUGCAUGCAAAGGAUAAUGUCUGUAGGCUGCCAUUCAGAUAAAUGAAGAGACACUCUUCAACAUGGAUGCUGCUGAAGAGGACAUUGAAACGAGAGGGAAGUACAAGAUUCCUGCUGAUGCUGCAGAGGCCUCCUGGGCUGAGCUGCAGAAGUACAUGGACGCUACACAAGUACAGACAAUAUUUCAGGAAUCACUCAGAGUUCUGCUUCAACGUCCAGAGCUUCCGUACAACCCAUACAUUGGAUUUCAUAAUCGUAUUAAAGUACAUCAGGAAAAGUUUCAUUUGUCCCAGCAAACUAGAGAGGAGAUAGUCAGAAAUCUGAACAAUGAUGUGGAGAAUCACCACAUAGAAACGGUGCACACGGUGAAGCACUACAGCAGCCUCUGGGGAGCCAAGAGCAUCAUAACCGUUAUCAAUCCGGCUGCCCUGGAGAAAUACAGGUGGCUGGUCACCACUGUGACCCCUGGCUUGCUGGCAGACAUGGAUCAAUACAAAACUGAAGUGAUGGUGGCCCUGACAGGUCCUGCAGUGUUCACGGGUGCCUUCUACACAGAUGUCCCCUCUGUGACGAUACAUGUGGAGUAUCUUGUGACUGGACCGGAGUUACAGCAGGCUAUGUAUCAGUUUGUGUCGAGCCUAAUGGCAGAUAUAGACGCUAUGUAUCAGAGCGAGCAUCAUUCGGUGCUCUCAGCAGAGAUCAGACAUGCCGAGAACGAGGGAAACAAACCCAGCAAAGUCACAUGGACCCUGCAAAGAAUAGGUCAAGAAACAGAAGAAUUUAUGGCUCAAGUGAAGGAGACAGUUCUGCUUUAUAAAUAUGUCACCUUAAAAUGCUCCUUCCAGUUGGACCCAGACGACACAAGAUAUGUCCAUGGGGACAAGAUCUACGCAUUUAACUUCAUGAAAAAUGCAGACGACUCAUUAGCACCACAAGGGAUAGAGUGCUAUGCAGAGAUACCUGCUGUGUGUGUCCAUACUGGGGUCUUCUUUGAGAAGUCAGGGGCCGAAAACUACUUCAGCAUGUAUGAACCGGAAUCCAUCAACAUGGACUUGGCACGUCUACCCCAGACUGAUGAGAGCGCAAAGGGGAACCAGAAUCCUUCACAGACCAGCCCGGAGCCAGGGACCUCCAGUAGUCACCAUGACAACUCAAUCAAAAUGAAGAUUGACGGGUUCCUCAUACCUCCCAGCGAUGACAGUGUAAUCUUCAGCUGGAGAAUCACAUCGCCUAUAAGGUCCUAUUUUCAGCAACAAGUGGCAGCAGCUUUCACUGAAGUGGCUCUAUACAAAGUGUUGUACAACCUCAUAAUAUUAACAUUGUUAGACAGGAAAAGCCUGAAGCACAGUGAGGAUGUGUUGGUUGAGGUGUGGAGGAUCUUCCAUGGCACGUAUGGACAUCUGAACGUGCUCAUGCAGCGCAACAAGGCUCUCAGGGCUGCUAUAGAGGCUGUCACCUUGGAUCAAGACUAUGGUGACAUUCGACCACUUCUAAUACAGUACAUGGAGGAUAUAGAGAUCACCCUAUGUGACUCCUUCACUGAGCGCAGUCAGGACCAAGUGAAUAUCGGACGGGUGAUGGUGGCCAGAGUACAGAGUCUUCUCCCCCUAGCUGAAAACAUACUGGCAUCUGACAGCCAUAGCAACUUUGUUAUGGAGGACCUGCACGCCCUCAACCUGUACUUAGUGCCCCUGAUGAUGGGGACUGCAGACAUCUGUCUUCAGGCCUCGGACAAAGCCACUAUGUUUAUCAGGGAGAUUAAGGAAACAUUACAACAGGCUGACCCAGAAGUAGUUCAGAGAAUAAAAAAACGCCCUGUUGAAAAGCCAGUUAAAAAGCGCCGAGGACUGUUUGGGACAACAGAGGUGCCCAAGAAGCCUGUGGUGACAGAGGAGCAGGAGGAUGAGGGGGAAUACAGCCAUGGAAGGGAGGACUCUGUGGUGUGUAACCACCGUACUUCAGUGUUACCAGUGCAGACUCUGAUAGACAAGGAAAUGUCCCCAGUCAAAGUUGUCUAUGAAACAGUACUGAUGAAGUAUAUGCUGGACUGUCAUUUUGAUGAUAUGUGGACUGGUUACUUGCUGGAACUGACUUGUGAUGUGUCCUUGCCCAGAAACCCCUUCUCCAGACUGGUCAGCUCCCUCAGACAGGCUGCCAUGAGGAUGGAUCUUUGCUAUGAGAAGCCAACGGCAGUUGUUCAGAAGGCCUUUAACUCUGAGCAGAAAAUUAAACAUAAAAAUUCAUACAUGCAUUCAAUAGCUGGAUUGGGCGUUUUUGGCCUGGAAACAGCCUUGACAUUGAUUGACACUGGUGUGAUCACCUCCAUAUUGCAAGUGCUCCAACUGAUGCAGCAGGAAGUGUACAUCCAGAAGAAGGGCCCGUACCGUGUGGGUAUCUGCCUGGCCCUUUGCGGCCCCUGCACCUGGUAUGGACGGGUGCAGCCGUACCUUAACAAGAUUGAGCUCCAGGAGCACUACUACAUCCAGGGGCCCUCUGGCUGCCAUGGGGAGGCCAUUCAGCUUUUUGCAGAACUCGUGUUUAAUAAUAUGGAAGCACUGCAAAGUAAAAGGAAAGGUAUUGGGUUAGCAGUGGGUGGGGUGUUCCUUGGAGACCCACUAACCAUACACUGGACACUGCAGGAUAUGAUGGACAAGAAGCAGGAAUUUUUGUCAUCAUUAGCCCAGACUUGUAGGCGCAAGCAGCCGAUCUAUGGCAAGGGUUGGCAAGCAAGAAACCUUCUAUGAAGAUGACCCAACAGAGUUGUACAUGAUGCUGUUUGGCUCAUAUGAAAGGGCCAUGUUCCAUUACCAGCUCAGUGGGCCUGUCAACCACAUGGAUCCACUCAGUGCAUGCAAUGUGGAGGGGCCAUCACAGUACCUUGAAGAUCGCAUGUAUGAGUGUCAGACGCGCCAUGACUGGCUUCAGUACUACAGAAACCUGCU